GGGAGAGCUCGGGGGCAUAGAUAGAAAACGAGGACCCUGGGGUGCACUGAGCGUCCCGCACCCCAGAGGCUGGUUGGAGUACAUUGAUGGGGACUUGUUUUGAUUCUCGGAAGCAUAAGUGUUUUUGGAUGGCGCUGUGUCUGAGGACUCCGGCUGCUCUGAUAAUAGCCUGAGAAGACGGCAUGCUGUUCCUUCCCAGCGCCAACCCGGACCCAUUCUGAACCUUGGAUCUCAGUCCUUCAUGGAGACCAGCUCCCGGCAGGAAAUUGGCACCCAGAUGGUUCCUCCAUGUGAAGCUGUCUCUGGCUGCGGGCUGACUGGAGGACUCCUGGUGGCUAGGCCAGCCCUUUCUCAGUCAUCCGGGACAGGGCAGCAUGGUGCGGAUUCAGAGGCGGAAGCUUCUGGCGUCUUGCCUGUGCAUGACAGCUACUGUCUUUCUGAUGGUCACACUGCAGGUCGUGGUUGAGCUUGGAAGAUUUGAAAGGAAGAAGUUUGAAAAUUCCAAUUUGCAAGAUGGACAUAAAAAAGUGGAGGAAGAGCCUCACCGUCUCGACCCAUUUCCUGAAAAGGCAGCCCUAGCCUUGGGUGUGAAGAAUACAGUGGACGUUGGCAGCUACCCCAUUGUGCUGUGGUGGUCCCCACUGACAGGGGAGACUGGCAGGCUGGGCCAGUGUGGGGCAGAUGCUUGCUUCUUCACCAUCAACCGGACCUUCCAGCAGCAUCACAUGACCAAGGCCUUCCUCUUCUAUGGUACUGACUUUAACAUAGACAGCUUACCUCUGCCUCGGAAAGCCCAUCAUGACUGGGCCCUUUUCCAUGAAGAGUCCCCCAAAAACAACUAUAAGCUCUUCCACGAGCCGGUCAUCACCUUAUUCAACCACACAGCCACAUUCAGCAGGCAUUCCCACUUGCCGCUGACCACCCAGUACUUGGAGGAUGUGGGAGUCCUGAAGUCACGCAGAUACCUAGUUCCUUUGCAGUCAAAAAACAACCUAAGACAAAGACUUGCUCCGCUGGUGUACGUGCAGUCCGACUGUGAUCCACCGUCAGACAGGGACAGCUAUGUUCGGGAGCUGAUGGCUUACAUCGAAGUCGAUUCCUACGGCGAGUGUUUGCGGAACAAAGAGCUUCCUCAGCAGCUGAAAAACCCAGCCUCCAUGGACGCCGAUGGCUUCUACAGAAUCAUCGCCCAGUAUAAGUUCAUCCUGGCGUUCGAGAAUGCAGUCUGUGAUGAUUACAUCACAGAGAAGUUCUGGAGACCCCUGAAACUGGGGGUCGUCCCCGUGUAUUAUGGAUCCCCCACCAUCGCAGACUGGCUGCCAAGUAACAGAAGCGCCAUUCUUGUUUCAGAAUUUUCUCACCCCAGAGAACUGGCAAAUUUCAUUAGGCAGCUGGAUUAUGAUGACCGAUCGUAUGAGGCCUAUGUAGAAUGGAAACUGAAGGGUGAGAUCUCUAACCAGCGACUUCUGACAGCUCUCCGGGAGCGGAAGUGGGGAGUGCAAGACAUCAACCAGGACAACUACAUUGAUACGUUUGAGUGUAUGGUGUGCCACAGGGUGUGGGAAAACAGUAGGCUACAGGAGCAGGGCUUACCACCCAGACAAUGGAGGGCAGAUGCUAGCCACCUGAGUUGCCCGGAGCCAAGCCUGUUCGCCUUCUCAUCCCCAGCCGCUCCAGCCCUGCGUGGGAGAUCGUUGAGAGAGCUGUGGCUCCCCAGCUUUCAGCAGUCUAAGAGAGAAGCCCAGGCCCUAAGGUGGCUGGUGGAUAGGAAUCAAAACUUUUCGUCUGAAGAGUUUUGGGCCCUGGUCUUCAAGGACUAGUUUUACACAGUACUAGAAUGACCCAAUUAGAUGAAUUUUCUUGGAUGCCUUAAUAUUUGGAGAUAAUAGCUAUUCCGUUGAGUAUCCUUUAGAGCAAGAAUUAAUUGUAGCUGUUCUCACAAAGAGCCCUGUCAAAUAAUAGCCAUGAAUUACUUUUAGAGGUUGCCUCUAUAUUUUUAUACUUAAAAAAAAAGGAUAUUAGACUUUUUUGAGUGGACAUUGGUUGCCUUCGGUCUCUGUGUUUGGACCCAUGUGCUCGCUGUCUUCUGUGGAGACUGACCCAAGGUCAAGUGCUCUCCUGGCUGCAGAUCUAGCUGUGGAAGGGUGAUACUCACCUCCCUGUCAGCAGCUCAUUGGUGUUUGGCAAGCCCGGUUUCUUGGUGCGGAGAAUGAAUGAAGCGCAUUAGAACUUGGCAAUGAGAGAUUCCAUCUGUUCUCAGGGAUGGGGGUAAGAAAAGCUGUGUUAGGCAUCUCUGUCCUCCCAGUCCAAAGGACACAUCUUCCUUCGUCUUACACCCCCAAGCCACCUCACUAGCCAAGGGGCUCUAGUUGGCCCGAGCAUGGCACACAUGGCUCAGACAGGCCUGGCCCUUCCCCCAUUCCCUCUGUCUUGCUAAGCUGUUAGGGUAUGUUUGUAAAGCUAGCUGCCAAGGUCUGUUCCCUUAUUUGGCCACAUCACGCCCCUGAGGAUGACCACCAAGGCGCAGUUAUCGAAGCUUUUAAAGUCCAACAAUCAAAAGUCUCCUUUUGGCUGCCCUAAUUAACAUGCUCAAUCAAAGUUAAACAUCUCGUUCUAACAUAGGUGUCCCCCCUUUUUCUUUAUAAAGAAACCGUCUUACCUAUGGGUCUCCUCUCUAUUGAGAGGCAGUCUGUCCCGCUGUGGCAAAUGUCUCUUCCCUCUCAUCCUCUGUCCUUGUCUCUUGUUUCCUGUCCUUUGUCUCUCUGGGUAAAGUAAAUCUCCUUCAUGCUGAACUUGGUCUUGGGCUGUCUCGCGCCCACUUCGAUGUCCUUUCAACUAGUCUGCCUAUAUUCUCUUCACCCUCUGAUUUCGUGGCCUCCUCUGAUUUCUCUCUGAAGUGCAAUUUUCUCUAAAGUUGUGUCUCCUCCUAGUUGUUCUAUCCGUGAGAUGUCACUAAUUGUUUCUUAUACUGUGGAGCGGGAGAGGAAGAGAUGUUCGGUUCACGGCAAACAGCCAUUUGUUUUGGUCCAGGUGAUGGAAGUGAAUGCCCUGGGCUCUCCUCUGGGGUGAAUCUGAUUAUCAUUAGCACAAUGUAUACAUCCUAUCAUCAUAGGCAGGCCGUCUGCUGUUGAGUAUUGCUGGUUUCUAAUGCGGUCAGAGAAUGUUCAGCCGUAUUGUCUGGUUACCUACUGGUGCUUUCUGAAAACAAAGAAAAACAACACCGGCUUUCAGUCCAUUAGAUGGUAAGGAGACUGCUGGUCUACUUAAAAGCCUGUUGAUAACGGUUGUGUUGACGCCUGUGUUCUUAACUGUGGAAAUACAUACACCAUUGCUCUCGAACUGUGGCAGCCAGACUGUAAGAAAUGAGGAGAAAAAGCAGCAUAGUCUUUUUUUUUUUUAAGAUUUAUUUAUUAUAUAUACACAGUGGUAUACCUGCUUGUAUGCCUGCAGGUCAGAUGAGGGCACCAGAUCUCAUUACAGAUGGUUGCGAGCCACCAUGUGGUUACUGGGAAUUGAACUCAGGACCUCUGGAAGAGCAGACAGUGCUCUUAACCUCUGAGCCAUCUCUCCAGCCCCAAACAGCACAUUCUUGAUGAGUAGUAGGGUCCCCUUGCUGGUGGGAGGACCCAUCUGUGGAGAGAUUCUCCUCAACUCUACGUCUAUCACUAAUUCAACAUAAUUUUGUUUGUUUGUUUUUGUUUUUUAAGACAGGGUUUCCCUUUGUAACAACCCUGGCUGUCCUGAAUUCAAUAUGAUUUUAGGCAAGUUUCUUAACCUCCCUGGACUUUGGGUUUUAGAUCUGAAGAAGUGACUGAACUUAUCUUUGAGGAUGUAACAUUCUCUAAUUCCUCAUGAAAAUUUAAGAUGUUUAAUUUUAUAGGUGCUUUUUACUAAUGUGGGAAUAAACUGGCACUGAUGUGUGUUUUUCAAGAGAAGUAUUUUCUUUGGAGAAUGGAGCAUAUGUAUUUUACACAGGACCGAAAGGGAUUUUCUACCAUUUUAUGUAAUAACGUCAAAGCAGCGAGGUCUGAAAGGGGUUAUUGGUGUAAGGUCAGACUUUAAAGUGUAUACUGGAUGAAGUGGAAUUCUUUCUGAAUCCUCAGAAAUGGUCUACGAAAGGAUUUAUGCCUUUGAAAAAAUAAUGUAGUAGCUUUACCUUCCCUCCAUAAAUGUCUAAAACAAAUACUGAAUAUUUCAUGUGUGUCUUAAAUCUCAAUAUUUCAGGCAGUUAUUAACCUUGUGAGAACUUCAAAUAUGAUGCAUGUGUGAUGAGCAUGAUUCUCCCUCCACCUUUCCCAAUGUCCCUGCAAUGUCCACUCCUCCCAACUUUGUCUUUUAAAAAUACAUUAGAACACACGAAAUCUAGUCAGUUCUGCUCAUAUGUGCACAUGCGAGGGGCCAUACACUGGCUCAGAGGAGCACUGGCAGUGGCCACAUUCUCCCUUGGAAAUAGCUCCUCUGUAAAUAGCCUGGAGAUCAUCUUCCCCACUUUUGCAGGGACUUUGACUGACGUGAUCUAAUGCUGGUCUUGUCCAGGUAACAUGGGCUGCUGUGAGUUCAUCUGUGUGAUAGCAUGACCGUGUCCAGAGGACAGCAUUUCACCACACUCCUUCCUGCCUCCUGGCUUCUGCAUCCUUUCUAGCCCCUUUUCCUCAGUGUUUCCCAAACCUUGACCGGGGACAGGUGUUGGAGAUAGAUGUCCCAUUUAUGGCUGAGCACUCAGCUUUUUAAUUUAGCCUGCUGGCCAGCUGUGCAGCUCUCGAGUGACUGCUGCCCACUGUAAAUGGAAAUCUCUUCAACUCAGGUUCUGUUAUAGGUAUAAGCAGAAUUUAUUUCAUUUUUGUAACAAAUUAUUUUUUUUCUAGAAUUUCAUAUAUGUGUAUACUGCAUUUAUAUCAUUUCCACUGUUUUUUUGUCAGUCCCUUAAUUUCUUCCCUUCACUCACUUUCAAAUUCUUGGCUUAUUUGUUUAUAAUUAUUAAUAUUAUACAUACUCACAAAACUGAAAACAAAAUAUACAAGCAAAAUACUAACAAGACAAAAAAGUCUAUACAAAGCAAAAUGAGACAAAAGGUGUACAGAAAUGUCAUUGAGUUUGUGUUGUGAUGGCCAGCUAGUCCUGGGCAUGGGACCUACCCUGAAGUGUGGUUGAUAUGAAUAGUGAGAUUCAUUGAAUAGUGAGAUUGCAUUGAAUAGUGAGAUUGCAUUGGAAAAAGCUAAUUUUUCCUUUGCCAGCAGUUGUAAAUUAAACAUAGCUUCUAGGUUAGUGGGUAGGAGUCUGUGUACGCUUUCCCUGCUCAGUGUCGUGUUGCACAUGUACUUAUCAGGACCGGAUAACCCACGUUCACUUAUUCUCUGUAUUUUGACCUUCAUGGAUCUCUAGAGUAGCCUUCUAUGAUGAGCUCCCCCAACCAAUGAUGAGAAUUACCAUUAUCUGUGGGUAUCAGAGUAAAAGUUAGAAUACAGUUAGAAACUGUCUUGGUCUAGAAAGAUGAGAGUUGUGAGUUCUUCUCUCGAUUCAGUGACUCUCCAGACAUGGAACGUUGGCAUGAGGUUCUUAAGUCCAAUUAGUUUCCAUCAUGAUAUAAAUGCCACUCUUGUUUAUUUCCUGCCAUCUUGCUCCAUAGCAUCUUCACUCAUGUAAAACUUCCGGUUGAGCUCAUAGCCCUGUGACUGGAGAUUAUUCUAGCUGUCAGACACCAAGAGACAUUUCUUUGUGCAGUGGGUAGUAGUUAGAGCAGAAAGCCACAGCUGGUCAAAGUGCAGAGAAUGCGUGUCAGGGGAGAGCUCAGCUCCAAAUGGGACAUGUACCUCACACCCCUCCCCAAGGCUCAGGGACCAUUGAGGAAGAGGAGGCAGAAACCGUGUAAGAAGUGGAGGUCAGGGAGGACUGGAGUGAAACGAUGUCCUCUGGAUAUUACGGCCUGCUGCAUUCAUGAGCUCGCAGAAGCUCUGGUUGCCAGCACAGGAUCAAGCCGUCAUUCUAGCCUGGCGUGGGAAUGGAUUCUUGAGCCCUGACCAACAACCAAGGAGCUGUGGACAGUAGAUGUAUUCUGGGGAAGGGAGAGUCAUUUUUCUUCAAUGGUAUAGCUCCUGGUAGGUUAGCCAUGCUCAUGUGGCUCACCCCAUACCCAGGAAUGUAUGGAUAGCACUAAUUGGAUUCUCUGGGUUAUUAAAAAAAAAAAAAGAAAUGACAUUGUAGGACAUAGGUCAGGUGUAUUUGGGAAAAUAUACAGACAGGACUUGUGGGUAAAUAUUAUCAAAACACAUUGUUUGAAGUUCUCAAAGAAUUAAUAAAAAUAUUUUUACUGGAGUACAUUUCAAUGAAAAUAAAAUUUCUAUAUGGUACUAUAGAACUCUUACAUACCCAUAGAUUUGAUACUUAAAUGCUUUGAGACUAAUUUUUGAUACUUAGCAUGUGCCUCCUCUGUCUUUAGGUUUUUCUUAAUAAGAUGCCUUCUUGCUUCUGACAAUUGUGUAAGAAAUGUCUCCUCAUAUAGCAGGCCUCUGCUCUAAAUAAGAGCUGCCUUCUGAAUGCCUUUGUACUUUGCCUAUGUCUGUGCUAACAUGCCACACUUCUCUCUGUGAGCUGCCCCAAGGGGUCGCAAUAAACGCAAUGCAAGAGUCG
This is a messenger RNA of Myodes glareolus (Bank vole), 6627 nucleotides long. RefSeq names its product protein O-fucosyltransferase 3 (gene Pofut3). The record is from RefSeq and is a predicted model, not a curated record. Gene Ontology annotation, cellular component: Golgi membrane. NCBI's taxonomy places the organism in Eukaryota, Metazoa, Chordata, Mammalia, Rodentia, Cricetidae. Gene Ontology annotation, molecular function: alpha-(1->3)-fucosyltransferase activity.